CGAACAACAUUGAUACAGAGAAGAAGAAGGAGCCGUCAUGGCUCAGAUUGUCUGAUAGCUUUUGAGUCGCUUUACGUUAAAUUCUGUUUAAAGUGCAUCGUUCAGGAUAACCACGAUCAGUUUCAUGAGACCGAAUAACAACAAUACACCAAGCUAAGUAAUGUCACCCACUUAACCUGCUGUGAAUUUGACUUGUGCCUGUUAGUCAAGAUGAAUCGUCCAAAGCCUACAACUCUCAGGCGCCCCAGUGCUGCGAAACCAUCAGGUCACCCUCCACCAGGAGAUUUCAUUGCUCUGGGAUCAAAGAGCCAGGGUGGAGAGACCAAAGCCCCCGCUGUCUUGCUGAAGCCAGCAUCCACAAGUUUACCUGCUGACCGUAAGAGAGAGACUUCCUCCACUCUGCCCUCCUCAUCGGGUCUGUCCAGCCUCACCAAGCGGCCCAAACUAUCCACCACCCCUCCAGUCAGUGCUCUGGUACGACUCGCUGAUGUCGCAGCUGUGGACAAGAGGGCGAUAUCACCCUCAAUAAAGGAGCCAUCGGUGAUCCCUAUUGAAGUGUCACCGGCAGUGCUGCUGGAUGAGAUUGAAGCUGCAGAGUCUGAAGGAAAUGAUGACCGCAUUGAGGGACUGCUGUGUGGAGCAGUGAAACAACUCAAGAUGAACCGAGCCAAGCCUGACAUAACCCUGUACCUCAGUCUCAUGUUCCUGGCAAAAAUCAGGCCUAACGUUUUUGCUACUGAAGGAAUUAUUGAGGCCUUGUGCAGCCUCCUGCGUCGGGAUGCUUCCAUCAACUUUAAAGCGAAGGGCAACAGUCUUGUGUCUGUUCUUGCUUGCAAUCUGCUGAUGGCAGCCUACGAGGACGACGAGAACUGGCCAGAGAUCUUUGUAAAAGUGUACAUUGAGGACUCUCUUGGAGAAAGAAUCUGGGUGGACAGUUCUCACUGUAAGAAUUUUGUUGACAACAUCCAGACUGCUUUUGGGACAAAGAUGCCCCCUAAGAGUAUGCUGCUGCAGGCUGACACUGGCCGCUCUGGUGGAGAUCUCAGUGCAGGUAGCAGCCCUCAUCCCUCAACCCCCGAUGAGGACGACAGCCAGACUGAGUUGCUGAUAGCUGAGGAGAAACUCAGCCCUGAGGAUGAAGGGCAGAUUAUGCCGAGGUAUGAAGAACUGGCAGAGAGCGUGGAGGACUAUGUGCUCGACGUCCUCAGGGAUCAGUUGAACCGCAGGCAGCCGAUGGACAACGUGUCCCGAAACCUGCUGCGUCUGCUCACGGCCACGUGUGGCUACAAAGAGGCACGGCUCAUGGCUGUGCAGAGGCUGGAGAUGUGGCUCCAGAACCCAAAGCUGACUCGACCAGCUCAAGACCUCCUCAUGUCUUUGUGUAUGAACUGCAACACCCAGGGAUCGGAUGACAUGGAGGUGAUCUCCAACCUGAUCAAGAUCCGACUCAAACCUAAAGUCCUCCUCAACCAAUACAUGCUGUGUGUCAGGGAGCUGCUCAACGCUAACAGAGACAACCUGGGCACCACUGUGAAGCUGGUGAUCUUCAAUGAGCUGUCCAAUGCCAGGAAUCCUAACAACAUGCAAGUCCUCCACACAGUGCUGCAGCACAGCCCAGAACAGGCUCCAAAGUUCUUGGCGAUGGUGUUCCAGGACCUGCUAACCAACAAGGAUGAUUACCUCCGUGCCUCCCGAGCCCUGCUGAGAGAGAUCAUCAAACAGACCAAGCACGAGAUUAACUUCCAGUCCUUCUGCUUUGGUUUAAUGCAGGAGAGAAAGGAGACCAGCUAUGUGGACAUGGAGUUCAAAGAGCGUUUUGUCAUCCAGGUUACAGAUUUACUGACUGUCUCCAUGAUGCUGGGCAUCACCGCUCAGGUCAAAGAAGCAGGCAUUGCGUGGGACAAAGGAGACAAUAAGAAUCUGGAGGGCCUGAGGUCGUUUCAGAAUCAGAUAGCUGCCAUCCAGAGAGAUGCUGUGUGGUGGCUUCACACCGUGGUUCCUACCAUCAGCAAAGUUGGCGCAAAAGACUACGUUCACUGCCUUCACAAAGUGCUGUUCACAGAGCAACCUGAGACAUAUUACAAGUGGGACAACUGGCCUCCAGAGAGUGACAGAAAUUUCUUCCUUCGCCUCUGCUCCGAGGUGCCUCUGUUGGAGGACACACUGAUGCGCAUUCUGGUAAUCGGGUUGUCACGUGAUUUGCCCCUGGGCCCAGCCGAUGCCAUGGAGCUCGCAGAUCACCUGGUUAAGAGGGCUGCUGGAGUUCAGUCUGAUGACCUGGAGGUCCUGAAAGUGGAGAGGAUCCAACUCAUUGAUGCAGUGCUGAAUCUGUGUACAUACCACCACCCAGAGAACAUUCAGCUGCCUGCAGGGUACCAACCGCCAAAUUUGGCUAUAUCCACACUGUAUUGGAAGGCAUGGCUGCUGCUGCUUGUGGUGGCUGCGUUUAAUCCUCAGAAAAUAGGUUUGGCUGCCUGGGAUGGCUAUCCUACUCUGAAAAUGCUCAUGGAGAUGGUUAUGACAAACAACUGCAACUACCCUCCAUGCACCAUUGCGGACGAGGACACAAAGACUGAGAUGAUCAACAGGGAACUGCAGAUCUCCCAGAGAGAGAAACAAGAGAUCCUGGCCUUUGAGAGCCACUUGGCAGCAGCCUCCACCAAACAGACCAUCACAGAGAGCAACAGCUUGCUGUUGUCUCAGCUCACCAGUCUGGAUCCACAGGGUCCUCCUCGUCGACCUCCUCCUCAGAUCCAGGAGCAGGUGAAAACCCUCAACCAGUCUCUGCGUCUGGGACAUCUCCUCUGCCGCAGCCGCAACCCAGACUUCCUCCUCAACAUCAUCCAGAGACAGGCUUCCUCUCAGUCCAUGCCGUGGUUGGCUGAUUUGGUCCAGUCCAGUGAGGGGUCCCUGGAUGUGCUUCCAGUGCAGUGCCUGUGUGAAUUCCUACUGCAUGAUGCUGCAGAUGACAGUCUGCCAAUAGAGGAUGACGAAGAGGGAGAGAGCAAAGAGCAGAAAGCCAAGAAGAGACAAAGACAGCAAAAGCAAAGGCAGCUACUUGAACGGCUCCAGGAUCUUUUGUUAGGUCCUAAGGCUGACGAACAGACAACAUGUGAAGUGCUGGACUACUUUCUGCGUCGUCUCAGCUCUUCUCAGGUGGCAUCGAGGGUCCUAGCCAUGAAGGGUUUGUCAUUGGUGCUGACUGAAGGAGGCUUGAAAGACGGAGAUGAGCGGGAUCAGCCCAUGGAAGAAGACUCUGCAGAUGCCGAGCUCUUGCCAGGGUACCAGUGGCUGCUACAAGAUCUCCCAAAACUCCCCUUGUUUGACAGCGUCAGGGGCAUGACAUCCACUGCUCUGCAGCAGGCUAUUCACAUGGAGACAGAUCCACAGACGAUCAGUGCCUAUCUCAUCUACCUAUCCCAGCAUGCACCAGUGGAGGAGCAGUCUUCUCAUAAUGAUCUGGCCCUGGUAACUACGGACGUUGCCCGGCUGAUCGUUGAGCGUUCUACCAUCAUGAACAGCCUGUUCUCCAAGCAUUCCUGCAGACCUGAGUCUGAUGCUGUGCUCAGUGCUUUCCUCACCAUCUUCUCUACAUACAUCAAGAGAAUGAGGAAGACCAAAGAGGGCGAGGAUCUUUACAGCUGGUCAGAAUCUCAGGACCAGGUGUUUCUGCGUUGGACCACAGGAGAGACUGCUACAAUGCACAUCCUUGUAGUCCAUGCCAUGGUUAUUCUGCUGACACUGGGGCCUCCCAAAGGAGAGAGUGAUUUCUACGCUCUUCUGGACAUUUGGUUCCCCGACAAGAAACCUCUACCCACUGCCUUCCUGGUUGACACCUCAGAAGAGGCCCUUCUGCUGCCUGAUUGGUUGAAACUGAGGAUGAUACGAUCAGAGGUGUCUCGAUUGGUUGAUGCAGCUUUACAAGACCUGGAGCCUCAGCAGCUGCUGCUGUUUGUACAGUCCUUUGGUAUUCCUGUAUCCAGCAUGAGUAAAUUGCUGCAGUACUUGGAUCAGGCUGUCUCUCAUGAUACACAGACGCUGGAACAGAACAUCAUGGACAAGCAUUACAUGGCCCACCUGGUUGAAGUGCAGCAUGAGCGAGGUGCCACUGGGGGGCACACCUUCCAUUCAUUACUGAGCUCCUCUCUUCCUCCACACAGAGAUUCUGCUGAAACAAGUAAGGCCAAAGUUACCGUGGAAACACCCCAUAGCUCUGUGAAGAUGAGAGCAGCCAGUCAGCUUCCUGCAGUCGGGCCUGAUGAUGAUCUCACUGGCAUGUUGCUUCAGAUAUUCCCCCUUAAAGUGGACCCUCGCUGGCACGGCCCCCCUCCCAGCCAGCUCUCUCUGGCCUUGCAGCAGGCCCUGGCUAAAGAGCUGAUGCGGGCCAAGCAGGGCCAAAUUCAGCAGGGUGGGCUGGCAUUUCGGCUCCUACAGGCCAUUGCGGCCCUGCUCACCUCUGCUCACGCAGGGCCUAUUGUCAUAUCAAUGCACCACAGCCAUGCCCUGUCCUGUCCUCUCAUGCGCCAACUUCACCUCUACCAGCGUCUUGUGUCCCAGGACAUGGCUUUCUCCUCACUUUUCCUUAAGGUCAUUGUUGAGAUGUUAAUCUGGUUAGACAACCCAACUGUGGAGGCAGGACCACUAAAGACUCUACUCAAAACCUUCGCUGGUCAGAACUCUCACAAACACAGGCACAAUGAUGUGCGUACAGGUUUCCUCCACCUGGCGGAGGCUUUGGCAUAUCGCAGAGAUAUUGAAGUGCCUCUGAUAGCCGUCAUUGCAAUGCUGAAAGCUGGAGACAGAUGCAAUGCAGAACCAGAGCUCAUUGGGAAAGUGUUACAAGGGCUGAUGGAGGUGAAGUCGCCGUAUUUGGAGGAGCUACUGUCUCUGUUGAUGACUGUUGGUACACAGAACGGGACCACUGGGCCUGUUGCCACGGUGAUUUCCUUGCUGCUUCAGGAAAGUGAGGAGCGAGCAGUGAAAAAGGAAGUGGAUUCUAACAACUCCGAGGUGACAAAGUCGGGACUGAGCUCUGGGCUGCUGGUUGAUUGGCUGGAGCAUCUCGACCCUGAGGUCACUUCAGUGUGUCCAGACCUUCAACAGAAACUGCUGUUUGCCCUCAACAAGGCAAGAGGAACCCCUGCCUACAGACCUUAUCUUUUGGCCUUGCUUACACAUCAGUCAAACUGGUCCACCAUCCUGCAGUGUAUCAGUGCUCUUCUCAGCAAGCGCAGAGACUACAAACUUGACCCAUCAUCAGCCCUGGAUUUCCUGUGGGCGUGCAGCCACAUCCCACGUAUCUGGCAAGGACGUGACCAGAAGAUUCCUCAAAAGAAAACGGAGAAGUUUGUGCUACGACUCAGUUCUCUGGAGCUCAUGAGCCUGGUGGACCUGAUCUUGUCAGAGUCGGAGCUCAACAGUCGCGACUCACCCCGCGAUGACAAAAGCAGCUUGGACCAGGCCUCCUGCUCCCUCAUCCAGUCCAGGCUGCCCCUCCUUCACUCCUACUGCAGUGGAGAGCUAGAAAACAUCAAGAAAGUCUCAGAGUACCUCAUCUACUGCACAAAGAAAUGGGAGGACAGUGGCAUGAGUAAGCGUUGCCAGAACUUGCUGCUGCAGAUCUAUCUGCACUUCCCUGAGGUCAUCCAGCACGUUACCCUGCCUGAAGGCACCUUCAGCAGUGGGGGGGCUGCAGACGGCAGCAGCUGCAAGCUUGAUGUCCUGGUGCAUCGCCUGGUCACACUGCUUGCUGAUAUAGGAGACUCAAAGUCUGUUGAGGGCCGUGUGUCUGAUGCCAACCUUGCAUGCAGGAAGCUGGCUGUGUCCCACCCUGUCCUUUUGCUCAGACACCUGCCUAUGAUUGCAGGUCUCUUGCACGGUCGCAUCCACCUAAACAUGCAGGAGUUUCGGCAGCAAAACCACAUGACGUUCUUUAGCAAUGUGCUCGUCAUCCUGGAGCUGCUGCAGCCGCUUGUUUUCCACAGCGACCACCGGAGGGCGCUUCAAGACUGCCUUCUGUCCUUUAUGAAGGUCCUUCAGAACUUCCAGAGGACUCGUUCUCCGUUGGUCUUCAUUAACAAGUUUUUGCAGUUCACACAGAAGUACAUCACCCACGAUGCAGCGGCCGCCAUUCCCUAUUUACAGAAGCACUCUGACAUCUUGCAGUGUCUGUGUGCAGAAAACCCAGACCUGGUUCAACUGAAAUCUCUGCUGGCUGGACUCACUUUGCCAAUGAAAAGGUCUUCUUCAGAGGUUACGCCAGAAGACAGAGAUGACGACUUGUCCACUGGUUCCCUGCCCCUAGUCAACAUAUCUGCCUCGGUUUCACUGAGUGCGGCUGACAUGACAAUGUACCUGAAAAAGAUGUCUAGAGGAGAGGCAGUCGAGGAUGUGUUGGAAGUGUUGACAGAGGUGGAUGAGAAAUCGAGGAGGAGUCCAGAGAUCAUCCAGUACUUCAUUAACGAUCUGCAGAGACUCAUGACAACAUCUGAGGAGUUGUGUAGAAACAUGGCCUUUAGUCUUGCCCUACGCUGCAUCCAGAAUAAUCCCUGCUUGGCAACAGACUUCCUGCCAACUUUCAUGUACUGUUUGGGCAGUGGUAACUUCGACGUGGUACAGACGGCUCUCAGGAAUCUUCCAGAAUAUGUGCUUCUCUGUCAAGAACACGCAGACAUCUUGCUCCACAAGGCAUUUUUAGUGGGUAUCUACGGACAAAUUGACACCAGUUCAAUGAUCUCAGAGUCCAUGAAGGUCCUUCACAUGGAAGCAACAACAUAACAACAAAGUGUACAACUCCACGUCCAAAUCAAAAUAGUGUCAUUAAUUUUCUGCAUUCCAGGGCUGAUUUUUUUUAUUUGCUUUGAGUUCAAACACUGCUUUAAUUUGAUAAUGAGACAUUAACGAACUCUGUGGCUCUUGAAUGGUACAGAUUAAAGGAUCCACCAGUGAGCUGGUAGCUACCAGUAAUGUAGUAACUUCUGGAUAAUUUAGUAACUUCAAAGAAUGCAUUACAAUUCCCUCUAAAUGAUUUGUAAAUGUAAUAAUUAAAACUGUGAAAUUGCUGUUAUUGUAAUAAUUCAAUUCAAUGAUAAAAGUUAAAGCCAGAAUUAGUACAUUUAGUACUACUUAUUUUUAAACUCAUGAUAAUGAUACAUUACCCAAUACUUAAAAAGAUAACAAGAAUUGGAAUAUUAUUAGGUGAUAUUAUUAUAAUCAGUUAAAGACAACACAAAAUAUACAAAAACUAUUAAAUAUUAUAAUAAACAUAUAAUUAUAAAAAAGGCUAAAGGUUUUUAAUUACAUUUUCAGACUUUUUUGUGGGAGUUUUUGCAGUUAUGAAAUUACUAAUAUACACUAUAACGAAGUGCAGAGCUCAACAUGUAUUUGGAAAAAAAUGGCACACUAGUUUGGGCUUGAUAUUUUCAAUAGUUUGAAUGUGAAACAUUGACAUUAUUAUACAAUUUAAAAAGCUGACUGUAUACGUCAUAGGUAGUUGUUUUUAAUAAACAACUAUUAAAAAAAGAAGCUUUUUGUAGAAGAAUAAGAAGUCAAAAUGACAAAAUAUGUUCUUGCCUGGAUGCAAUGUUAAUUCUGAAUUAUUUAAAUAACUCAGAAGAACUGGUCAUUUAUUUUUAAAUCACAAUGCUUACUGUUACCUGAACAAUAUCUAUGAGUCACCUUGAUGUGAACUGAAUAAAAAUAACUUUUGAAAUAUG
Sander lucioperca (pikeperch) is the source of this 7715-nucleotide messenger RNA. RefSeq names its product integrator complex subunit 1 (gene ints1). The coding region runs from base 211 to 6777 and encodes 2188 amino acids. The record is from RefSeq and is a predicted model, not a curated record. Gene Ontology annotation, cellular component: integrator complex. The transcript has 48 exons. Lineage: Eukaryota; Metazoa; Chordata; Actinopteri; Perciformes; Percidae. Gene Ontology annotation, biological process: U2 snRNA 3'-end processing.